AGUUUUACAUCAUUUAGCCGACACUAUUUUUAAGUGAAGUUAUGGCUGCUCCAACAAAUUUGAAUGUCCCUCAAGCUAAGCCAUGUAACAUUUGCGAACACUGCCGUAAGUAUUAUCUCGGCCUGAAGCCUCAUGAGCUGUAUGCCCAGUGCGUGGAACGACCCUUCAUGUGCACUUAUUGUGACCGAACUUUUACUCGCAAAGAUAAGUUGAGUGAUCACAUAAAAAUGCAUACCGGAGAACGACCUCAUGUGUGCACUCAUUGUGGGAAGAGUUUUACUCGUAAAGACAAACUCACGGUCCACAUUCGCAUUCAUACUGGCGAACGACCUUACGUCUGUCCUCACUGUAGUAAAGGCUUUGCCCGAAAAGAAAAACUUGGUGCCCACAUGUGCAUCCAUACUGGUCAGCAUCCUUACCACUGCCCACAUUGUGGUAAGGGCUUUGCAUGGAGGGAUAAGUUGGUUAAUCAUAUUAGGAUUCAUACUGGUGAAAGGCCAUUCGUUUGUAAGCAGUGUGGUAAAGCGUUUGCUCAGAAUGAUAAAUUGACAACUCACAUACGCAUACAUACCGGUGAGCGACCUUUUGUGUGCAAGCACUGUGGCAAAGCUUUUGCUCGCAACGACAAACUCACUGUUCAUGUGAGGAUACAUACCGGUGAACGUCCUUUUGUGUGCAAGCACUGUGGUAAGGCUUUUGCAAGGAAGGAUAAGUUGACGGCCCAUAUUCGUAUGCACACCGGUGAGCGUCCAUUUGUUUGUAAUCAUUGUGGGAAGGCCUUUGACUUGAAGGGCAAGUUAAAUGCUCACAUGAAUAUACAUACGGGUAAACAUCCAUUUGUGUGCAAUCAUUGUGGUAUCGGAUUUGAUCGUAAAGAGAAGUUGAAUUCACAUCUUUUACUGCACUUAGGAAGCAAUCCCUGUGAAACACUUAUUGUUAAUCCUCUACUAGCAAAACCACUUUGAAAAUCUAGUAAAAACCAGUUAUAGUUCUCUUGGAUUUGUUACUAUUUAUUGUGCAGGAAUAUGGUCAGAUAUCUUACAGACUUGCUAUCUCUUUCUGACUAAUAAAGAAAAAAAUCCUCUUGAUGUACUAUUUUAUGCAUCAUUUUUUAUGAUGUUAGAGGUUUGAUUGUGAUACAUUAUUGAUUGAUUAGCAUUAUAUAUUAAUUAACUUAGUAAUGAAAUACCUUUCAUGAAUUA
Messenger RNA from Uloborus diversus, 1202 nucleotides. RefSeq names its product gastrula zinc finger protein XlCGF8.2DB-like. Gene Ontology annotation, biological process: regulation of transcription by RNA polymerase II. The transcript has a single exon. The coding region runs from base 42 to 965 and encodes 307 amino acids. The record is from RefSeq and is a predicted model, not a curated record. Gene Ontology annotation, cellular component: transcription regulator complex; PcG protein complex. Gene Ontology annotation, molecular function: DNA-binding transcription factor activity, RNA polymerase II-specific; RNA polymerase II cis-regulatory region sequence-specific DNA binding. Lineage: Eukaryota; Metazoa; Arthropoda; Arachnida; Araneae; Uloboridae.